CGCCAUUUGAAGCCUUGUUGAAAAACACAGACGACACACCUGCCGUAAGACUGGAUGCGCAUUGUUCACGGAGAGAUUCCGCCCGACACGAACACAGCGCGACAACACGUGAGACUCCGCGCCGAUUGUCUCUCGAUCUGCAACGGCAAGUGUCAUCCUCCAUACCCACUCUCCGCAUCAGACACAUGUCUCGCACGGUUCAAUCACAACUAUACUAUGCCAACCGCCCUCGUCCUCGUCUAUCCCUCCGUCAAUACUCUCGACACCAACGGCCCGAUCGGCGUGCUCUUCCAGGGCGGCUUUUCCUCAUUCAUAGCCGCCCAUGACGAAUUCACCACCUCCCAGGAAAAUGUAACCUUCAAACGGGAUUUGUCCAUCGCCGAAGCCAAGGACAGACUAACGGAGUUUGAUAUGCUUAUUGUUCCUGGGGCGCGACCGAACCAUAUCCUCCCGUUCCUCUCGGCAGAUGGGCAUCUCCACGAACUGUUAGAGUUGAUAUCUGCCUUUGCGAAACUCGGCCCCAAAAGUCCCGGGCCUCCGGGCGAGAGAGUUCUUUUUUCAGUUUGCAGUGGGUCGUAUCUUCUCGCGGCAGCAGGAGUGCUAGAUGGUCUCACGGCGACAUCACACCGAUUGGGGCUCGGACCCCUGCGCAAUCUAUGCGACGAGUACAAGAGUCGGACACCGGGGGCGAAAGGGACGGAGGUGGUACCGGAGAAUGCAACGGGCACUGUUCACUACGUCGAUGCAGGAAUGAACGCGUCGCAGGUGCGCAUUGUCACGUCCGGGACCAUCACCAACGGCAUGGAUGCGGCCUUGUACCUUAUUUCGCUACGGUCGGGGAGACCGGCCGCAGAGGAGGUGGCGUCGUUUAUAGGGUAUUCAUGGAGGGAAAUGUGAGGUUGGGAUUCGGACAUAUGGGAGGUCAUGAUUUCUAUCUUGGACAUACGGAGUACAUAUACACUAAUCUACGGCAUUCUACUACUGCCCUCGCAUUGGACAUGGAUCCUUGGACACAGCUGCUGUUCCCUCCAAACAAAGCCGCUGCUGCUGCUCGCCACACUGCUUCCUGCGAGAACCAGCUCUCCGCUGUGUGGAACCGCCGACAAUCCGCCGCCUUGUAGGUGAACUGCUGCGGCGUUUCGUCGUCUCCGGGCGCGUACUCGU
Messenger RNA from Aspergillus novofumigatus IBT 16806, 1164 nucleotides. Its product is annotated as class I glutamine amidotransferase-like protein. The record is from RefSeq and is a predicted model, not a curated record. Lineage: Eukaryota; Fungi; Ascomycota; Eurotiomycetes; Eurotiales; Aspergillaceae. The transcript has a single exon. The coding region runs from base 55 to 897 and encodes 280 amino acids.